This is a messenger RNA of Helianthus annuus (common sunflower), 1319 nucleotides long. RefSeq names its product 12S seed storage globulin 1. Lineage: Eukaryota; Viridiplantae; Streptophyta; Magnoliopsida; Asterales; Asteraceae. Gene Ontology annotation, molecular function: nutrient reservoir activity. The coding region runs from base 97 to 1167 and encodes 356 amino acids. The transcript has 3 exons. The record is from RefSeq and is a predicted model, not a curated record.
UGUUACACCCAUCUUCCACUAUAUAUACCCCUAACCUCUGCUCAUCAUCAUAUACUCACUCACUCCCUCCCAAUUUUCUUCUCUAAUCAUUUUGCAAUGGAUAUUGAUUUGUCACCCAAACUCGCUCAGAAGGUCUACGGAGGAGCCGGUGGAUCGUACCAUGCAUGGUGCCCUAACGAUCUCCCCAUGCUCAAGCAAGGUAACAUCGGUGCCGGUAAACUUUUCCUUGAGAAGAACGGUCUCGCUCUCCCGCGGUAUUCAGAUUCCGCCAAAGUUGCUUAUGUUCUUCAAGGCAAUGGAGUAGCCGGUAUUGUUCUACCCGAGAAAGAAGAAAAGGUGCUCGCAAUCAAAACCGGUGACGCAAUCGCCCUCCCAUUCGGUGUAGUCACAUGGUGGUACAACAAAGAAGACACCGAGCUCCAAAUCCUUUUCUUAGGCGACACCAAAACCGCCCACAAACCAGGCUCGUUCACUGACUUCUUCUUAACCGGUUCCAAUGGCAUCUUCACUGGUUUCUCAAUGGAAUUCGUGUGUCGUGCAUGGGACGUAGACGAAUCCACCGCCAAAGCACUAGUCGGAAACCAAAAAGACAACGGAAUCAUCAAAGUUGACGCUAAUGCCAAAAUGCCCGAGCCCAACAAAGACCAUAGAAAUGGGAUGGCGUUGAACUGUUUAGACGCACCGUUGGAUGUUGACAUAAAGGGUGGCGGUCGAGUGGUGGUUUUGAACACGAAGAAUUUGCCAUUGGUUGGUGAAGUCGGUUUAGGUGCUGAUCUUGUGCGGUUGGAUGGUAAUGCUAUGUGUUCCCCGGGAUUUUCGUGUGAUUCUGCGCUUCAAGUGACGUACAUUGUUAGGGGCAGUGGACGCGCUCAGAUUGUUGGUGUUGAUGGCAAACGCGUUCUUGAAACGACCGUGAAAGCCGGGAAUUUGUUCAUUGUUCCUAGGUUCUUUGUUGUUUCCAAGAUUUCGGACAACGAUGGGUUGGAAUGGUUCUCUAUUAUCACUACUCCCAAUCCGAUAUUCACUCACAUGGCGGGAAGAACAUCAGUGUGGAAGGCGUUGUCUCCUGAGGUUCUGCAGGCAUCGUUCAAUGUGACGCCUGAGGUGGAGAAGACGUUCCGCUCGAAGAGGAUGAACAGUGAAAUCUUCUUUGCUCCAAGUAAAUGAUGAGAGUGAUGGGUGAAUGCUUUAGUUUUAUUGUUAGUUAAUAAUGCUUGUGGAUUAUGGAUGUUUGUUUUUUCUUCAAAGAUUUUUGGUUGUUUGCUUUUGCUGAUCCAAGUUUUAUGGUACUAUCUUAGUGUCUUUUUCUUUUGGUUUUA